AACCAUUCUAGUCGCGCGCGCGUGCGCAACCGCUCGGCAUACAUCGCGAUGCGCCCGCGUUCCGAUUUCAAAUAGUUCGACAGUUUCAUUUCUUUUUCUUCUAAAAGUGAAAUAGAAACUGCUUUUAAAUUUUAAAUUGUGCCAGUGACAGUGAAAAGCUUUGGACUUUUUCAAGAUGGCGACGGUAAUGCAGAAAAUUAUCUUCGCUGUCCUAGUCCUCCAGUGGGCCUCGGCGGCGCCGAGUGACGUCAAACUAGAAGACAUUGCUGAGGUUAGACAAGUGGAAGACAAAUCUGACGUCGCCCCAGCCACUUUACUGGAAGAAAACUCCGACGAUGAGGCAUCGCAGGGCCAACGACGAAAGAGGUGGUACAACUAUUACGGGUUUCCUCCAUUCAAUCCGAUCGGGUUUAGCAGGGACGAUUCAUUAGGCCCCAGCAUUUUCGGAGCACAAGACCCAUUAGUACACAUACACAGACGGCUUCAAGAAAUCAACAACAUUGCCAGGCAACCUCCGAUCCCUCAGUUCCCACCGCCACUGCCACAAUUCCCAGCAUUUGUCCCAAUCAUUUACAUUCCACAAGUGGGUUGUGGUUGCACACCAGAUAACACACCACAGAACCCUUCCACUGACAGGCCCACACCGCCUCAGGGCAACCAGAACACAACUGAUAAUCCUGGCGUUUCUAACAGGUGGCCCGAAAUGGAUGAUGAGCGGCAGAACUGGGGGAUCGUAAUGAACGGAACAGAGCCUGUUGAGGAGCCGGUAGAAGAUGUUGGUGAUGGUAGCAGACCGAUUUCGUUUGAUCCUAUUACGCCUAUUAGACCCAUGAAUCGACCUGCACCGCCGGUGGAACAUGGCAGCAGUCAAGCAGGAGACGCGAAUGGUGGGACGACUACAACUACUACUGCAAGACCAUCAGCAGCGGCUCCCGGUGGAUUUGCCGGUAGUCCCGGUCUUGCCCCCCCUUCAGCUUGUGAUGGCGCCAUAUUAAGCUGUUGUCACCAAGCGCAAGUGACAUACGACUGUUUCGCACUCCAAGGUUGUCCCGACCCGUCCUCCUACGGGAACCCUUGCGACCCUGGAGUAAUUUUCAGGGUCAUUGAGAGGUUCCAAAGGUUUUACGGUCAGCGAAAUGGAUGAAUUGUAAAUGAGUAGUUUUUUCGAAGUUCAUCUGUGAUUUUUUUAAACAGUGUUUAUUUUAAAAUAGUAUUACGAAUCAAAAUAUCCUGCCAGAGUAAAAAAUCACCAUUACGAAAAGUUACUACAAAAAAUUUCAGCUAAUCAAAAUACUUACCUGUAAUACCUACAUAUGAAUAAGUAAGAUAAAGUUUUAGAAAAGUGAUCUUUUGAAAUAUGCAGUAACUUGAUGUUUCUUUUGCCUGGCAUUAUGAAAAUUCGCUCUUCUGAAGUGAAAUUAUUUCACUAACAAUCAAUUUGAAAUAUUUAUGAGAACAAAAAAAUAGGUAGUCAUGUACCUAAUAAAAUGAUAAAAAUGCUAUUUUUAUGUUUCGGCUAUCUCUACCAUGAAUCGAAUAUUAUUUCAGUAAAAUUAAAAUGGUAUGUAUUUCAAUAAAAUAUGGAGUUAGUAGAAGAAUCAGUUUUCAUAGCUAAAAUGAUAAGUGCAGUUCCUACAAUGUAGUUCGUAAGGAAUACUAUGUUUCUUCAACUGAAUCGUACAAAUUUUGCUAGAAUUCUCUUUAAAAUUAUCAAUGGUGGACUUGUAGUGAUCUUUACUAUUAAGUAUUAGCAAGAAAUAAAUGCAGAUAAUUUUAGGUAUUACUUUUUCUAAACCAGAAAAAGCCUCGAUAGCUUUUGGAUUUUUGAAAUUAAAAACAAAAGUUAUUUAAAUGUAAAGAGCUUUUUUUAUUUUAAGAAACCAUGCUAAGUUAGCCUAGAUUAUAAUUUUCUACAGAUAUGUUCCUAGUAAUGUGUACUAGUUUGUGUGAUUCAUCAAUUUCGACGCAAUUUGGUCCAAUUUAACCCUACAAAGACACAAGUUUGCGCGUUCACCGCCAAAAAGUUGCCGUUUGUCGUAUCCCGCUGUUUCGAGAGCACUCCCCUAACUGCCUCAGCCAAUAUCGGAAUCCUUGGUGUCGACAUAUCGAGCGAAGUCCAGUUCCGUGGUCAUUUAGAGGGUAAGGCUAAAUUAGCCUCGAAGAAGCUUGGUGUGCUCAAUAGAUCGAGACGGUAUUUCACUCCAGCCCAUCGUCUGCAACUUUACAAGGCGCAGGUUCGGCCUCAUAUGGAAUACUGUUCUCAUCUUUGGGCAGGUGCGCCCCAGUACCAGCUUCUCCCUCUGGACCGCAUUGAACGGAGAGCAGCUCGAAUCGUUGACUGCCAGGACAUUUCGGAUCGGCUUGACCCCUUGGCGCUGCGUAGAGAUGUAUCCUCACUGUGCAUAUUCUAUCGCAUGUAUCACGGGGAGUGCUCCGAAGAAUUAUCCGGACUUAUUCCUGCCGCCACUUUUCGCCACCGAUCUACCCGACAGCACUUCCACCCCCAUCACUUAGAUGGUUGGCAGUCCACAACAGUACGUUUCUCUAGAAACUUUCUGCCCCGUACAACCAAACUGUGGAAUGGACUGUCGUCUGCGGUGUUUCCGGACGGAUACGACCUGCAAGCUUUCAAGAGGAGAGCGUAUCUUUACCUUAAAGGCCGGCAACGCACCUGUAACGCCCCUGGGUCUGCGGGUGUCUAUGGGCGACGGUAAUCACUUACCAUCAGGUGAUCCGUUUGCUCGUUUGCCUCCUAUCACAUAAAAAAAAAAAAAAAAAAAAUCAAUCCAUUUAAUUAAACACUCCAUACGAAGCCUGUGUUGUCGUAAUUACUUUAUAUUUAAAUCAAUAAAAUUGUGCUACUGCUUAUGCCAUAUUUUGUACAAAUAAAUUAUUAUAUUAUUUAUCAUGCUUACGCCGAUUUAUGAAUAAUUUAGUCCAAUCCGAAUACUUUUGUUUAAAAGCUAAUUGGAAAUUUUUUGUAUGUAAAAUUAUUAACACAGUCAUCAACGUAUUUUUUUAAAUGUACGAAACGAUUGGUCAUUAUACUAUUUUAGGGUAAUAAUAACCGUCAAUGCAGAAAAUACAUCAUCACAGGCAUAAUAAAUUAUGUUCUAUGAUAAAUGUAUUACAUUAUAUAAAUUUUACUAAUGUAAGAUAAUAUUUUUUAUUCAAUAUUUAUUAAUAAAUCGAAUACUGUAUUGUGAA
Molecule: messenger RNA, 3207 nt
Organism: Ostrinia nubilalis (European corn borer)
Lineage: Eukaryota; Metazoa; Arthropoda; Insecta; Lepidoptera; Crambidae
Exons: 2
Coding region: 176-1144 (322 amino acids)
Source: RefSeq, a predicted model, not a curated record